UCGGCCGCGACUAUAAACCGGCGAGGAAGGUGCGCGCUCUCAAGAUCCCUCAAUAUACAAACACCGUGGUUCUGUUUGCUGUAUUCCACGCCAUGACUAAAAUUUGUCGGAAGAGUAGGAGUGCAGUAGCAGUGACAGGUCAAACGGCUAACAGCGAGAUUACUUAAUAUUCGCUCGAUACGAGACGAGGAUUUCCUUCAUCACGAAAACGCCUCGAAUUUUCUCUUCGGCACUUGGUUUUUCUGUUUCGGGAAUUAUCGUUUCACCGCGGAAAUUCGGUGUUUUCAUCCGAAUAGCAGAACUUAAGGAGCAAGAGGAGAGCAAGCGCAGGGAAACUGAAAAGAAUGGAGGUUGAUGAAUGUUCAGCUGGGGGAGACAGUGGAGCAGAAGAAGAUGAAGAGGAUGGAUCUUCUCAUGGAUCCAGGAGCAAUAGCAGUAGCAGUAGCAUCAGUGGAAGUAGCACGUCCAGUGACAGUGGUGAUGAAAGUGGAGAAGAGCAUGGUUCUAGUGGUAGCGAAAGCCAUAGUUCUGGGGACGAUGAGGAAGAUGAAAAUGACAAUACAGAAUACUCUGUUAAAGCAGAGAGUCCAGAUACAUUGAAGUGGGAGACUUGCAUUGUUGCAAAUACCAAAGUAAAACUACCACAAGAUCUCUGUGAACACACUGUAAUUUUUAAAGAGUUUUUGGAUUAUCCUUAUAUAUGGAAUGAAUGCCUAACCGAGAAUCAGAGAGAGACUCUCUGUAACCUGUUACCUACGUUCCCAAAGGAUUGUGAUGUAGAAUUAGAAACAGAGAAGACUUUGCGCAUGUUGUUUGAUAAUGAGAAUCAAAGAUUCGGCGUGGCACCGUUAGAAGCGUUCCACAGUCAUUUGUCUGCCGGACAUUACCGACCAGACAUCAGAAGAAUGUGCAGCUUGGUCCGCAAAGCGCAACAGAGAAGAUUGUUAUUCGAAGAACGGAAACGGUCGUACGAACUAGCGAGCCAGCUGUUAAAAUCUAGGGAGAGUUUACUGUCGAACGCGUACAAGCAAGGCUUUUGUCAGCCAGCGCAGAGGACAAUGUCGAAGAUCCACUGGAGGAAGCCGAAACCUGCAAUGGUUGAAGAGAAGACACAACUGCGCUAUUUGGAGGAACUGAAUGCGCUGAGGACCGAGCUCGGAGCGAUUGCGAAGCUAGCGGCUGACACCACGUCUGAGAAUGAGGAGAAUUAUCCGUACUAUCAGCUCUUCGGGGCAAAGCAGAAGAAGAAGAGGCGAUCCCUCAUGGGCGCACAAGGCCUGUCCAUCAGAGGCCUACAAAUGAAUCAUGAUGACGAGACAAUCCGACCUGUGUUCUCCACGCUGCAACGGGCCGAGUUCCCAAUGAACAGGUCGUUCUUCAUUCGGGAACAGACUGAGGAAAUUUACCGUGAGAUGCUGCUCGAGCACAAGAAGCGUCGGGCACGCCGCGACAUUCACCCGGAGCUGAACACUCAGGGUAUCGCACUGGCAGACCUAACUCAGAGAGCACAAAUUGGCCAGAAGCACAAAUUGUCCCUCGGACCAUCAAUGCGAAUGACACCCGCAAAGAAACGAAUCAAAUUGGAACAAUCUUCGCUUUGUCCACCCGCGCCAAGAUUAAUUAACUCGAACUCCAUAAAACAUGAGAGCGACAAUAGCGAUUAUUCUCACACGACUGACGAUAAUAGGCAUUCCAGUGUAUUGGAUAUGGAACACAGAAUGUUGACACCGAUUAAAUCGGAGCCUGUGGAUGCGUACGAAGUGCAUCAGAUGUCGAAAAAGAAAAUGAGUCCACCUACAUCGAAAGGCAGCAAGUCAUCCAUAAUGUCGACGCCAGAAAUUAAGAAAGAAGUUGAGGACAUGGAAUACGAGGAUAUUAAAACGGAGCUGAGUAGUGGAAUGAAUGAGGAGAUGCCCACCGAGAUGGAGGAAGACGAAGAGAAUGAUAAGAAGGAGCUUGAUUUAGACAGUAUCGAUAUGAUGCAGAUACCUAUCCAACUCGACGAUGGAAUUGACAUAUUAGACGAUGUGAAAUGCGAAGACGAAGGUGUUAUGUCGAUAUCAGGCAAGGAAUUGAAUGUUCCGACGAGCGAUGAAGCUAUAGAUAUCAACAGCGGAGCAGAAUUGAUGCAGGAAACACAUGCUUGUUUCUUCUCGCUUCUGAGGGACGCUUUCACUUCGAAGGGCGAGUUUAGAAUGAGCGGCAUCGAGAUGAAAGAUGCUGUCACUCUGUGGCAAGGAAAUCCUAUUUCACCGUUGAACGACUGGUACUCUAUGGCGUCAUCUUGGACUGCACUGGUUCCAUUAGCCUUGGGCUUUCUCGCAGGAGAGUAUAUUUACUCUCAAGAUGUGAGCGACCGUCAGGAACGCGAACCAGAGCUUGUACCCUACCUAGAAAACAAAGGAAACGGAGUUUACGCGUGGAUUGGUGCUGGCCGAGAUUCAGACUCACGGUUAUCGGAUCUGUGUGCGAAAUUUUUAAUGCACAAGGAUUCAUUGGGUCCGCCAACGUCUACUGCUGCUACUUGCUCCGUGGUAACCGUGAAGCAACAACCCCAAGUAGCUCAGCUUAAUUGCAAUCAUAUUAACAAUAAUUCCGGCAACGGAAAUACUACAGUAAACGUUAGAGCUAAUAGUCCUGCAAUAGAGUCGAUCAACGUUGAUGGGGGAUCCAUCAACACAGUGGCUGAAUGGGAACCACCGCGGGCCUUGUGGCCCACCGAAUGGAAAGUUCGAUCUUCCACCGCGGACGAACGUGAAGAAUUCAGGAGACAAGAGCGUAUGCGCUACGCUGCCCCACAUAAAGCAUUCACAUAUAGGAUGCACGGGUAUGCAUCCGUCGUAGGUCCUGUCAAAGGCAUUUAUCAGCAUAAUGUCGCUUCAGGAUUGACUAAGGCUCGCGGACACUCGUUACUGGUAGCUGACCGUCCAAACUUCGUGACGAUUCUAGCACUGGUCAGAGACGCCACUGCUAGGUUGCCUAACGGCGAAGGAACUCGAGCCGAUAUUUGUCAGCUACUGAAGGAUUCACAGUAUAUCAGAGAACAAACAGACAGCGACGACAAGGAAGGAUAUUUGCACUCAGUCGUGUCCGGUGCCUUGGACAGAUUGCACUAUGAAACGGACCCUUGCGUGCGAUACUAUCCGCGACGCAAGGAAUGGCUGUAUCUUCAUCGAGCACGUUCAGAAUCUGAAUUUGAAAUGUACCAUCAACAAUUGCAAGGAGUUGCAAAGAAUAAGAAGAACGUGGGCAGCAUGUCCCGGAACAAAGCUCUGCCUCUAGUAAUGAAGCCUACCAACAUCAACAAAGAGCAAUCUCCGAGCAACAGCAAAGAGUCUACGCCCAAGAAAGAAAGAAAAACUACAGCUAGUGCGCAACCAGUUAUUUCCAGGAAGGAGCAAAAGAAGAUCGAGGAGAAGACGGCCAACGAACAUUGCGUUUCCACCGAGCAGUCCAUUGUUACAAACGUGACGACGACAACAACUCCUGUAAUUAGUGCCGUAAGCGCUUCUGUCCCUGUCACGUCUCUUCCCAGUUCUUCUGCCUCGAUCAGUACCGUUACCGUUGAAAAGGAAAUUGCAACGAAUGAAGUGAAACCGCUGAUCACUACGACAGCUCCAGCUAAGAAGGUGGCCAACAUCGGAGGGAAACCGGUUGCUGUGGUCAAGACCAGCGCACAAAGUUUGCUGCAGUCUAACCAGCAACACUUUCCUCAUCAUCAGAUCCAAGUGUCCACUUCCGCUGGUCUGCAAACUAUCAGACUGUCGGGACACUCUGUGCUGCACUCCGCUCAGUCCGUUGCUGCGAGUAGCACCUCCAGCAAUUCCACCAACGUAAACACAAACUUGACUACUAUAUUCCCUCCUGCCAAGGUGCAGAACCAGCAGCAACAGCAACAACAGCCGCAGCAGCAACAGCAAUCGCAGACUAUCGUGGCGAACCAAGGAGGAAAGAGCAUUUUGCAGACUGCGAAUAUAAAGCAGCAACAAUCUCAGCAGCAGCACGUUCUACCCGGAAAGACUUUGCUAGCUUCUCAGAUCAAAUUAGUUAGUUCAGGACAGAUUAAGUCACUACUCACAGGUCACGGUCUCCAAGGUCAGACGAUAUUUAUCAAACAAUCAUCACCGUCUGGAAAUCAACCGCAGCAACUGCAACAGCAGCAGUUGAAGCAACAACAGCAACAGCAGCAGCAACCGCAGAUUCAGCAACGGGUUGUAACCAGUCAGCAACAAUCACUGCAAACGUCCGGUAUGCAGCGUAUAAUUGCUCAGAUUGGCGGGAAACCAAUCGCUGUACAGAUCCAACAAUCACCGCAUCAGCAACAGCAACAACAACAGCAAAAGAUAUUGGCCAAAGUCCUAACAAGUUCAGGAGGCGGUCAAUUAAUAUCCGUGGAGAGCCUUCUUGCCCAAAAGGGGCUAAAGCUGGCAACAACUGCCAGUCAUGCGAAUCAGCUUAACAGACAGGGGAAGCAAGUCAUGACUCAAUAUCAGGUUGUAUCACAGGCGCAAACGUCGUCGGGGCAAUCGAAAAUCAUUGUAAGCACUCAACAGUCCCAGCCACAACAAGGCCAGACAGUGCGAAUGGUCACAGCCCAGUUGGCUGGCAAACCAAUCGUCUUAGCCAGUGGCAAUAAAAAUGUCGGAGUCGGUGUAAGCAGCAGCGGAAGCGUGGUGCUCGGCAAGCAGCAAUCGUCACAGCAGCAAACGCAGCAACAACCGAUCAUCCUGCCGAGUCAACUGCUCAAUAUCAAGACCUUGCACGGCUUGAAGGUCAUACCAACGCCAGCAGGCCUGAAAACCACUGGCGCUGCGGUUUACGCGCGAGUGAUAGCGCCGACGACGAUAACCUCGACCCAAUCGACGGGAAACCAACAGCAACAAACGAUACAAGCACAACAGCAGCCAAGGAACAGUCCUUACAACACACCCUGACAGAAUUGAUACUCAUUCUUCUUUGUUUCAUUACAUAUUCUUUGUUUAGUUGAAUUGCGUGGGGUAAUUUCGGUAUUUGAAGAGGAACUAAAGCACGACACCCAUGUAAAAAGCAGUGUAAACGUAUAGGCAAUGUUCGUGCGUACAGUUUCCAAGGAAGCGAGAUUCUUCGAGAUCGUAACAUGACGUAGUAGCGAAGCCAACGCUAAAUAAGUACACACGUGGGUCAUUGACCUUGUUUUCUAUUAAGUGACGGAUUAUUUACAAAUGUAUGGUACGAUUUUUAAAUACAAAAACACCUUUCGUUCUUUAUCAUACUCACUUACACAUGCAGACACACAAACAUACCCGCAGGCAGGCAGACACACGCAACGUACACUUUCUCUCUUGUAUCAAGAAGAUUUUGCGGCGUCGUAUUGUAACGUAUAAAUAAACCUUACGUAAUUACCGUAGAAGAUUAAAUUAUUUUUACAAAGGC
This is a messenger RNA of Megalopta genalis, 5412 nucleotides long. It is a transcript of the gene NFRKB, whose product is annotated as nuclear factor related to kappaB binding protein. NCBI's taxonomy places the organism in Eukaryota, Metazoa, Arthropoda, Insecta, Hymenoptera, Halictidae. The record is from RefSeq and is a predicted model, not a curated record. Gene Ontology annotation, molecular function: protease binding. Gene Ontology annotation, cellular component: Ino80 complex.